UAACGGAAACAGCUCAUAUUUGUCACGGGACUUUCCAAAAGUGGUACGUGCUCCAACACACGGUUUUGCUCUAUGAGAUCGACACAUGCGCUGAUGCAUGGAGCUCAUAGCUCAUAUUUGGUCACGGAACUUUCCAAAAGUGGUCCGUGCAGCUGGACACAUCAGUGUUGCAGCAGCCAUCACUAGAGAGGAUUCUUCUUCCGGUGAAAGUCUCGUCAUUCUCCAUCUCCCUUCCAAUCUCUUCACACCAGCAAAAGUUUGCCUCUCGGAGCAGACAACUAACUGGAAACUUUCAGUCUUUCCGCCACUGCUGAGUUGAGCUAAAGGCCACAAAGAACAAAAGCCUCACCAUGUCUGGAGAACUCAGGCUGGUUCUGGUGGGAAAUACAGGAGUUGGCAAGAGUGCGUCCGGCAACACCAUCUUGGGCAGCGAGCACUUCCUGUCAGAGGUCAGCUUCUCCUCGGUGACCCGCGAAUGUCAGCAGGGAAGCACUGAGCGGCUACUGGACACUGACCAGGAAAGACCAACAAGAGUGGAGGUGGUUGACCUACCAGGCUUCGGGGACACUCACAUGAGUGAGGAUGAGAUAAAUACUAUGAUGGCUAAAUGUUUGGCUUUCUGUACUCCAGGACCACAUGCUUUUCUCUUGGUGGUGCCGAUCGGCCGUUAUACAGAUGAUGUGAACAAGGCUGCGCUAAAUGUGGCCAACAUAUUUGGGGAGGAAGCCCUCAAAUCUCACACCGUGGUUCUUUUUACCAGAGGGGAUGAGCUUAAGGGGAGGAGCAUUAAAGAAUACCUGAGAAAUGCUCCGGCUGACCUUAAAGGUCUGAUCAAAAAAUGUGGCGACCGGUACCACUUGUUCAACAAUGAAGACCCCGGUAAUGAGGCACAGGUUGGACAACUCUUGAUGAAAGUGAAGAAGAUGGCGGAGAAGACUGCAACUGGGUUUUAUACCAAUGAUAUGUUCAAGAAGGCAGAGGCCAUCUUUCGGGAGGAGGAGAGGAAGAGAAGCACGGUCCGUUCCGAUAGUCUGUCUCCACCCGCAUCUGUGGGAUACCUCAAAUUCGCAAAGGCCUUCCUUACGGAGGAGAAUAUAAUUGCAUUAAGGAAGAAGCUGAUAAUUGUAGUGGCCGCUGCCGGUGUAGGCUUGGCUUUGGGGGUAGCAUUUGGCUUGGCUGCCCCCUUAGCAGCUGCAGGCGCAGCAUGUCUUGUAGGGGCUGCAGCUAUGGCAGCAGCUGCCUCAGGAGGAACUGCAUUAACAGUCGGGGCGGUGGUUGGUGCAGGUGUGGGUGGCCUCGUUGGCAUUGUCAACGGUCUUGAUGCUAAGACUCCAAUGGAGGGCGUUAAGGAAACUGCCAAAACGGUUAGUAAAAUAGGAUGUGUUGCAGUAGUAGCGGGUGUGUGUGUCGGGGCUGCUGUGGGUGGAACCGCAGAAGUAGUUUCUGUUCUCCUGGGAACAUCUUCCAGCCCAUCAGCAGUUACAUCAGCUGGUGUGACCAGUGGCCCUGUUGCUCAAUCCCGCAUCAUACCUGUAGUGAAGACCGUGGGAAAGGCAGCAGCAGUCGUAGCAGGAACAGGGGCAGCAGCAGCUGGGGCAGCAGUAUCUUUUAAAGUGAAAAUUGGUAAAAGAAAAACUCGUGACUCGACAGAAAUGUACAUGGACGUGGAUUUGGAUAAAAAGAAUCAUUGAAAUGUCUCAAAUUCACCUCCAAUGGUUUGAUAGUUGUCCACAAUUUUAAUGGCAACCAUUGGAGGGAUUUCAUACAUUAUCAAAUCAAUAUUGCCUUUCAUCUUGCUUCUAAUGAUUUGCACCUUUAACAAGCAUUUCAUUUUUACGUCGAUAGUCGGGAAUAUGUCUUUUUUAGCUCUGUAAAAAUCUAAAAAUAUUUGUUCUGUUUUCUUUGAUUUUUCCAAACUAAAAUGUGUGCUAAAAUCUUAAAACGUCUCUUUAACAUACCUGCCAACAACUACGGUUUUCCCCUAAUGAGUACGAUUUUGAUCAUCCAGUGGUAAAAACUACGGUCUUCCAUUAAAAAUGUUUAACUUAAAAAUGGAAGCUACGUAGUGAAGCAACUACACGGGCAGGGUGACAAAAUAUAGAGGAAACAUCAAUGAUUGGUUUACGUAUAAGAACAUCCAUGAUUGGUUGUUGUUUACUAUGAUGAGUCACCAUUGGUUAAGAUUAGGGCAAAACAUUAGAGACAGGCCAAUCAGAGACAAGAGAGGGCGGGUUAUGGAACCAGGAAGUGACAUCACAACAGACAGAGAAGAGGGACUAUUCAAGAUUUAUUUAUUUAAUAGAACUAGUGGAAGCUCUUCUUUAGAUGUUUCUUUUAGUGACGUAGACCACGUCCAGGAAACCCACAAUAUGUCUACUUGGACACAUUUAAACAAAUGUAUGAUAAAACAAUCUUUGGACUCGUUUGCCAUGUAAGCACAAAUCCAAACUGGAAGAGGUGGACUACACCUUUAAGAACACACAUGGUUGUGGCAGACAUGUUUGCUACUGUAUAGUCUGUCUAAAUGCUAACUUUCAUUUUCAUUGCUGUUCUACAACAAGACACUUGCUGACAUUUUGUUCAUUAUUUCUACUCUUUAUAUUCUCACAUUGAAUAGUUGAAUCAUUUUGAAACAUAAACAACACGACUGCAAGAUAUUUGUUAUUUCAAAAUAUUGCUACUCAGAUAAAUGAAGUUAGAUAAUAAUGAUUUUUGCACUUGGAUCAGUCAGAAGUGGAAAGGGAGUCGAAGAGACAGGAAUUGGCUACAAAAUCCAAGGCAGAAACAAAAAGGAAAAUGCAAUUUGCUGGGAAAUUUGCCAGGAAGGUUCAUGUCGGAGGCAGCAAUACAAAAUUAAUGUCUUCUUUGCUUUUCAAACCUUUUGAUAUUAUUUAGAGCAGAAAACAAAAACAUUUUAAGACGUUUUAUUUGAAAUAAUAUACCUGCACAAACUUUUUCCCAAUCAAAUGGAAAAUAACCACCUGUCAGAAAUGUAUUCUUUCUAGUCUUGAGGUUCAGGAUUUACUUUCUAAAAUUAAAUAUGCUGAAAUAAUAUGAUUGGAUUUGGAUUAUAUUUGUCUUCUGUUCAUCUUAGAUACAUUUUCCUUGUUUUGUUUGAUUGAAGCAUCAUGGGGGAGUGUUAUAUACAAUCUGCUGCACCUGGGUGGGAACAUGUUUUUCACCAUCGUGGGAGAGGUACAUUAUUUUUGAACAUGCUUAUUUUGAAUUUUGCUUUUCCCCCCAUGCAGUACACGACAACCUUGGCCUUUUCAUUUUCUUUUGGUGAAUGGUUGCAUUUGAAAUUGUAUGUUGUGAUGGCGACCACCAAAUAAAGCAUUCUUCUGGU
Messenger RNA from Nerophis ophidion (straightnose pipefish), 3346 nucleotides. RefSeq lists its product as uncharacterized. The transcript has 3 exons. Gene Ontology annotation, molecular function: GTP binding. NCBI's taxonomy places the organism in Eukaryota, Metazoa, Chordata, Actinopteri, Syngnathiformes, Syngnathidae. The record is from RefSeq and is a predicted model, not a curated record. Bases 351 to 1691 code for a protein of 446 amino acids.